This is a messenger RNA of Epinephelus lanceolatus (giant grouper), 2282 nucleotides long. Its product is annotated as protein Wnt-2b-A. Gene Ontology annotation, molecular function: cytokine activity; frizzled binding. Gene Ontology annotation, cellular component: extracellular region. The record is from RefSeq and is a predicted model, not a curated record. NCBI's taxonomy places the organism in Eukaryota, Metazoa, Chordata, Actinopteri, Perciformes, Serranidae. Gene Ontology annotation, biological process: multicellular organism development; cell fate commitment; canonical Wnt signaling pathway.
UGCGCACAGUGGCUGUCCCAUCCUCGGAAAAACCACUUCUUCCACUCGACUUGUAUGUGAUUUAAUCGACUUUAUUCUCAGUGUCGGAUUUUGUGCGUUACAACCCGCAACUUCAGUGAUAUUAAAGUCGGUGCGCAACAGCGGAGAAGAGAAGGUGAAUUUAUUACUAACACAAGACAACGAAGGACUUAUUCUGCUCACGCCACUGAAGAUCAUGGAUGCACAUGGAUACUCUGCAUGGCAUCAUUAAAUGCUAACCGGUGGAGUUUAAGCGCACUUCUCCUCCUUGUGAAGUUCUUCUAGUUCUCCGAUGAUGGACGGCAGACACCCGUCCAGGACUGUCACACCUGCCUCUGCAGCUUUUGCCAACACAUGAGAAGGAGAAACAUGUUUUGUCUGAUGAAAUCUCGGAGCUUAUCAGACAGCAGCAGGGCUAUGGGGAUCAGACAUGGGACAAAAGUCCAGCAUCACUCCAAACCCAUCUCUAAAAUAUACUUCUUUUUUAUUCUGCUCCUGCUUAUUUUUACACCCAGAGUGGAUUCAUCGUGGUGGUACAUCGGAGCGCUGGGUGCUCGGGUGAUCUGUGACAACAUUCCCGGCCUGGUGAACAAGCAGCGGCAGCUGUGCCAGCGGCACCCGGACCUGAUGCAGUCCAUCGGCGAGGGAGCCAAAGAGUGGAUCAAAGAGUGCCAGCACCAGUUCAGACACCACCGCUGGAACUGCAGCACGCUGGACCGGGACCACACUGUGUUUGGCCGGGUGAUGCUGCGAAGCAGCCGUGAGGCAGCGUUCGUCUACGCCAUCUCUUCAGCAGGAGUGGUGUAUGCCAUUACCAGGGCCUGCAGUCAGGGGGAGCUAAAGAUCUGCAACUGUGACGGCCAAAAGCGAGGGCGAGCGAGUGACGACAGGGGCAGUUUCGACUGGGGAGGAUGCAGUGACAACAUCAACUACGGCAUAAAAUUUGCCAAGGCCUUUGUGGAUGCUCGAGAGAGGAUGGUUAAAGACGCUCGUGCUCUGAUGAACCUGCACAACAACCGGUGUGGUCGGAUGGCAGUGAAGCGCUUUAUGAAGCUGGAGUGCAAGUGUCACGGGGUCAGUGGCUCCUGUUCUCUGAGGACCUGCUGGCUCGCCAUGUCGGACUUCAGGCGAACUGGAGACUACCUUCGCAAGAAGUACAACACAGCCAUCGAGGUGACCAUGAACCAGGACGGGACGGGCUUUAUGGUGGCUGACAAGGACUUCAAGGGAAGCACCAAGAAUGAGUUAGUGUAUGUCGAGAACUCGCCAGAUUACUGUCUCACGGACCGUGCAGCAGGUUCCUUGGGCACAGCAGGCAGAGUGUGCAACAAGUCCUCCAGAGGCACAGACGGCUGCGAGGUCAUGUGCUGUGGGCGGGGCUACGACACCAUGCGUGUCAAACGUGUCACCAAGUGCGAGUGCAAGUUCAAGUGGUGCUGCGCUGUGGAGUGUAAAGACUGCGAGGAAGUGGUGGACAUUCACACCUGCAAGCCCCACAAGCGACCCGAUUGGUUGGACAUAACCUAACGAGGACACCUGACCAAUCACACGUCACCACUGACUCAAUAACCUGCUCGCUAAUGACUGCAUUUUGUUAUGGGAUAUAUAAUAUGGAUAAUACCUCUGGCUUUUGAUCCUUUGACACUUCCUGAAGCAGAGACUUCACAGACCUGAUGCUAAACUGGAAAUUAGGCCCAGUUACUGAGGGUGUGCUGCUUUGUUCAGUUUUUUAAGACAAACUUUGAACCUUUGAUACAAAAUGGCUGAAUAUUAUAUUAUUCUGUUGUAAAUGCACCCUUGUUUAAAGCAGAGAUCUGAGGUAACCUCUGUAUUAUAGUAACAUUUAGCCUGAACAGAAAGCGAUGAAGAAAGAAAGAUGGAGAGAUCUUUUGAGAUAAUGUAAAGACACUGAUAUUGCAUCAUUUAAAAUGAUAACGUCAUUGUGUGGAACUGCAACAAAUCAUUUAAGAUACAAAAGACAGUUGCUGGUAAUGAUUGCAACUCUAACAAACUAACAAAGUUCCUACUAUAAGAUCAGACAAUCACACUGUGAAGCAAAAGGAACCGCAAAACGGAGGACAAGUAUGGACUGUCAAUUGAUGUGACCACAUACUGUACCUGCUGUAAGUUCGGCAGGUUCUUGGGAGAAAAAGACACACUAAACAGGAGAAAUGUUUCACAUUUUUCAUACAAUAUCUCGCUUGUUUGACUGUCUGCAAUUGGUCUAACACAUUCUGGCUAUGUUGCCUUAUGGAGAACUUUUA